CUCUCGCUCUCUCUCUCUCUAUAUGCAUUUUCAUCUUUUAAAAAUCCGCUUCCUUUCUCUCUCUUCUCGGGAUGGGCGGCGCGUUUGGGUUAGUUGAAAGAAAAGAGGAACCCUCAGAUUUCCUGCUAUCUUCAUCAAACCCAGAAUAAUAAUCCUGUGAUUUCUCUGUAUAAAUUGAGAUCUAAUAAUCCUCGACUUCUUCAUUUCAUUCUCCUCCUUGUUGAUUUACUGGCAAUUUCAGGGCAUGCCUCUUCAGUUCUACUGUUUGAUCUAGGGAGAGAUAGAGAAAUAGUGAUUUAUAGAGAGGGUAAUAGAGGGUUUUAGAAUAGCUUUCGAUGUUGGAUGGAGGAGAUAGGGUUUCUGCAGCCUCGUCUCUGUAGAUCAAGAGAGAGAGAGACCAGGUGAACAAUGACUGAUCACCUUCAAACAUUGAAGCAGGACCAGACUGAACUACUGGAUGCUCACAACGAGUUCCGAAGGGGCCUAGAACAGAUAGUAAGAGGUCGUCUUGGUACCCACAUUUCCUUCUCUACCUGCAACUGUGAACCUGGCUCUAGCAUGAGUGUCCAGUGUCAUGAACACGUGGGUGACCCACCAUGUCGACUUGGUUGCUUUGGUGACCAAAUGCAAUUAGAGGAUCGGCAAGAAGAAGAUGAGGAGGAAAGUGAUCAGUUAGUGAGAAGGAGGAGGAGGUCUGAUCUAGAGAGAGAUGAUCUUGCCGAGUCCUCAGCUUCUCGAACAAGGAGGCGCCAUUCUCGUAUUUUGAGCAGGUGGGCGGCUCGACAAGCCCAAGAAAUGAUCACCACCAUUGAGAGGAGAAAUAGGGAAUCUGAACUCAUGGCUUUAGCUGGUUUACACACUGUUUCCAUGCUUGACUCUUCAUUUUUGAGGGAGUCACCCACUUCAAGAGGAGGGGGAGGACAAGGGCAAGGGGUGGUCGAGAGGCCCACGGCCCAAGCUUCCUCACUUCUCCAAAUGUGGCGGGAGCUUGAGGAUGAGCACCUUUUGAAUCGUGCACGUGCAAGGCUUUCUCACUCCGAAGAUUCACGGUAUAACAGGCAAGAAGGUCCAGCUCGUGCGGGAAGAGAGAGAAGCACCAAUAAUUCUCUCAUGGGAUUUAAUGGCGGAAGGGAGAGAAAUAUUGAUAAUUCUCUUUCUAGCUUUAAUGGGGGAAGAGAGAGGAAUGGCGAUAAUUCUCUUUCUAGUUUCAAUGGGGUAAGGGAGAGAAAUACAGAUAAUUCUCUCACUAGCUUCACUGGGACUACGAGCCAUGCUAGUGAGCAGCAUGGGAGGUCUGAAAUUGCGAGUGAUGAUACAGAGGAGUCGAGGUGGUUGGAGAAUACUCAGAGUGUUGAGGCUCCAAGAGCCGACAGUGAGAAUGAAUAUGGGUCAUGGGUUCAUGGGCAAAAUGAAAAUGGAGAUCGGGGUUCUAGUAGAGAGCAAAGUCCUGAUCUUGGGGAUGGGGAGAGAGAGAGAGUGCGGCAAAUUGUUCGAGGUUGGAUGACAGAUAGUGGAAUUGGAGAUCAUGCAUCAAAUGUGUCUCAGAGGAAUAGUCCCAGGGCUGAGUGGCUUGGGGAGACGGAGAGAGAGAGAGUGAGGUUAGUGAGAGAGUGGGUUCAGAUGACUAGUCAGCAAAGAGAUGCUCGUGUUAGUAGGAGGGAGCAAGGAUUGGGCUCAGGUGUGCAUGUUGAGAGAACCCGUGGGCAAGCUAGGGAGAGAGAAACUGUUAGGGAGAGAAUGGUUUCUGAUCGUGAUGACAGCCCACCUGAGCAUGUACGCCGAGAUACGCUGAGGUUGAGGGGAAGGCAAGCUCUCAUUGAUCUGCUCAUGAGGAUCGAGAGAGAAAGACAGAGGGAACUCCAGGGCUUGUUGGAGCAUCGGGCGGUUUCAGACUUUGCUCAUCGUAACCGCAUCCAGUCAUUGCUGCGAGGUAGAUUUUUACGAAGUGGAAGAUCCAUUGAGGAUGAGAGACCUCCUUCAGGUGCAGCAAGGGAAUUGGGCCAACUUAGACAAUGGCACACGGUUUCUGGCAUAAGGGAGGGAUUUCGUUUCAGACUUGAAAACAUUGUUCGUGGUCAGGUUAGCAACCAGUCUGAUGCUGUUGCUACCAAUAAUUUGAGUAACUUUGGAGGAGAUGAUCAAUUCCAUGCUUCCUCUGAGGUUCCAAAUGAAAACCAUGACCAAUCUCAAGUAAGGAGAGAUGAAGAAGAAGCUCAACGGGCAACAGAGCAUUUAGAAGAAGAAAGUAAUACUCGUACGGCAAAUGCAGAUUGGCAAGAACCUGUUGCGCAAGGGCAGGAUUGGCGUGAAGGAUUUGUAGAAGAAACAACAGAUUGGAACCAACAAUCUGCUGACCAUGAAUGGCGAGAUGGGGCUGGGGAUGAACUCGAUGGGAACUGGCAAGACCCAUUGGAGGAGGAUCAUGUUGGAAAUUGGCCCACUGAUACUGGAGAAAAUGCAAUGGAAGAUGGAGAAGUUAAUCUCAUCGAAGAAGUACAUGGGGAGUGGCAUGAGGAUGAUCCUCAGUUAUCAGUUGAGAAUUGGCAGGAUGAGCCUCAUAACCCUCCGAGAAUUUCAAGGUCAAUUCCAAUUCGUAGAGUGAGCGGAUUCCAACCUCCGGAUGAUGACAAUGUGUACAAUAUGGAACUCAGAGAACUUCUUAGCAGGAGAAGCGUCUCAAAUAUUCUUGAAAGUGAGUUUCGCGAAAGCUUAGACCAGUUGAUUCAGUCAUAUGUACAAAGGCAAGGACGUGCACCCAUCGAUUGGGAUUUGCAAAGAGGCCUCCCUUCAGAAGCUCCUUCACAGGAGCAAAAUCAGGAGGAGCGUGAAAUGAAUAAUCAGAAUGUGGAUCCUCCGAAUAAUGUAGUGAGGCCUACGCUAGUGGUUCCACCACCACCAGUUCCACCACCACCACCUCUUUGGCACCAGGAGCUGCAGCAAGCUACUUGGCCUCGACACAGCAUGCAUCGUGCCGAAAUAGAGUGGGAGAUUAUUAAUGAUUUGAGGGCUGACAUGGCUAGGCUUCAGCAAGGGAUGAGCCAUAUGCAGCGGAUGUUGGAGGCUUGUAUGGAUAUGCAGCUAGAGUUACAGCGUUCUGUUAGACAAGAAGUUUCAGCAGCAUUAAAUCGUUCAGGCGAAGGACAAGGAAUGAGAGAGGGGUCUUCAGAGGAUGGAUCAAAAUGGGGGAAUGUGAGGAAAGGGACUUGUUGCGUUUGUUGCGACAGUCAUAUAGAUUCUCUUCUGUACAGGUGUGGACACAUGUGUACAUGUUCAAAGUGUGCGAAUGAGCUGGUUCGAGCUGGAGGCAAGUGUCCUCUUUGUCGUGCCCCCAUUGUUGAGGUUAUCCGAGCUUAUUCUAUACUGUAAGUAAAGAAAUACAUCUGAAAAACAAAAAAAGUGGGAAAAUGAGAAAAAAGAGGGAAAAUGAGAAUCUUUUUGUCCGGGAAAAGUGGGACUUAUUUCCUCCCUGUUCCUUAAAAUUUGCAAUUGCCUUUGUUGUUUAUGAUUAUUUCUUUGUUGAGAUAGACAGGAAGGACAGUGGCACGUGUGAUUGAUUCAUCAUAUUCAUGUCAAUAAAAUGUUUGAAAGGAGGCCCUGGUUUGCUUC
This is a messenger RNA of Amborella trichopoda, 3606 nucleotides long. Its product is annotated as RING/U-box superfamily protein. The record is from RefSeq and is a predicted model, not a curated record. Lineage: Eukaryota; Viridiplantae; Streptophyta; Magnoliopsida; Amborellales; Amborellaceae.